Messenger RNA from Rotaria sp. Silwood1, 1536 nucleotides. Lineage: Eukaryota; Metazoa; Rotifera; Eurotatoria; Philodinida; Philodinidae. The record is from the annotation of a GenBank genome assembly.
AUGAUAUUUAAAUUAAUUAUUUCUAUUUUAUUAGGAAAAAUGGUAUUGAGUCUUAAAUGUAAAACAGCAUGGCCAGCAAAUUGUCAUUAUAAUUCAACAUGUAAAUAUGAUAUAAAAGAAUGUCAAUCAUCUGAAAUGUCAUCAAAUAUUCGUGGUGGAGUUUAUUGUACAACAAUUGUAAAUAAUAUAAAUGAUAUAAUUGUUGGCAAAAUGGAUUGUAUGUAUGAUCAAGAAACAAGUAAAACAUGUAAAAAUCAAACUAAAUGUUUAUUAAAUUAUACCAAUAAAGAUAAAAAAUAUUUACAUUGUUGUUGUGACAAUGAUUAUUGUAAUUAUAAUAUUAUUAUAAAUAAUCUAGUUGAUAAUUAUACAUCAACGGUAACAACAACAACAACAACAACAACUCAAGGUCCAUGUUCAAAUGUAUUAUGUAAUAAAUUCCAUAUAAUGUUAAUAUGUUUAAUAAUUAGUUUAAUAAUAAUAAUAAUAAUAAUUGUUUGUAUAAAUUAUCGAAAAAAAUUUGUCCGAAGUCAAGAAAAAAUUUGUCGUAUAUUUGAUAAAUCAUUAAAAUCUGAUCCAUCAAUAGUUACACCUUUAAUUCCAUCAGAUAAAGAAAUAAAUAUAAAUGAUUUAAUUAUUGAAAAUAUUUUAAAAAAAGGAAGAUUUUCAGAAAUUUAUCAAGCUCGAUUAAAUAAUAAACAAGUUGCUGUUAAAAUUUUAUCAAAUAAAAUUGAUUUAAUUCAUUCAAAAAUAUUAUUUGAACAUGAAAAAAAUAUUUAUUCAUUAACUAAUAUGAAACAUAAAAAUAUUCUUGAAUAUUAUGGUUAUUGUAUAACAAAUGAUGAUAAUUAUAUUAUAGUUGAAUUAAGUAAAUAUGGUUCAUUAAGUGAUGUACUUGAAAAACGUUUAUUAAAAGAUGAAUAUGAAUUAAUAUUAAUAUUAAAAGAUAUAUCCGAUGGUCUUGAAUAUCUUCAUACUGAUUAUCGUCGAUUUAAUUCUCGUCCACCAAUAGCACAUAGAGAUUUAAAAAGCGAUAAUAUACUUUAUUUAAAUGAUAAUAGAUUAGUUAUUUCAGAUUUUGCUAUGGCUAUUCAACUUGAUCAAAAUCAAAAUUAUCCAAAUGAACAACAACAGAUUGGAACAGCUCGAUAUAUGUCACCAGAAAUCUUAGCUGGAACAAUUGGAUGUGAAACAAAUGCUUUACUUAAAUGUGAUGUUUAUGCUCUUGGAAUAAUAUUUUGGGAAGUAUUAUCAAGAUAUCCAAAUCAAGAUAAUGAUAAUAAAUAUGAAAAAGCAUAUGAUAAACAAUUAAUUGAACAUGGUUUAAAUUGUAAAAAUCCUGAAGUAAAUGAUAUGUUAAAAAUAAUUAAUCUUGAAAAACCUUUUAAUCGUCCAUUUAUUAAAUCAUCAUGGAAAACAUCCGAUAAUAGAAUAAUAAAAGAAAUUCUUUUUACUAUGGAACAAUGUUGGGAUCAAAAUCCUGAAGGUCGUAUUAAUGCAGCUUUAGUUGCAUUAAGAAUGAAACAAUUAUUAUAA